Messenger RNA from Monomorium pharaonis (pharaoh ant), 1118 nucleotides. Its product is annotated as forkhead box protein I1. Lineage: Eukaryota; Metazoa; Arthropoda; Insecta; Hymenoptera; Formicidae. The record is from RefSeq and is a predicted model, not a curated record. The transcript is spliced from 2 exons. Gene Ontology annotation, biological process: regulation of transcription by RNA polymerase II; cell differentiation; anatomical structure morphogenesis. Bases 25 to 855 code for a protein of 276 amino acids. Gene Ontology annotation, molecular function: RNA polymerase II cis-regulatory region sequence-specific DNA binding; DNA-binding transcription factor activity, RNA polymerase II-specific.
CUCACCCUGGCCAUUCGAUUCCCGAUGCAUCCGAGCAGUUGUCCCCAGGUUUACGGUCCUCUCGCGGACGCGAAGAAUCAAGAGUGUGGUCUGCGUACCGCUCGAUGCCAGGAAUAUUGGUGCAUUCUCCCGAUUGACAAGAUGUUCCCCAUGAAAGGUGCGUACGGAUUCGCCAGCCUGGUUCCGGAGAUGCUACGUGCCGACGUAAGCGCCUGGCCAGCCUUUUGCCAAGCGUCGCUGACAUCCUGGCCGAUCCUGGCGAGAUCCUCGCCAAUUGGCUACAAAAGUGCGCCACAUCAGGAGAAGCCACCGUAUUCCUACAUCGCCCUGAUUGCAAUGGCGAUUAACUCGUCACCGAAGCGACGGCUGACGCUCGCCGGGAUCUACAAGUUCAUUAUGGACAGGUUUCCCUACUACAGGGAGAACCGGCAAGGCUGGCAGAACAGUAUACGACACAAUCUCAGCCUGAACGAUUGCUUCGUGAAGGUACCGCGGGACCGGACGAGCGCGGAUGACGGCGAGGACCAUACGGCCGGAAAGGGAAGCUACUGGACCCUGGACCCGUCCGCCAGUGAGAUGUUUGAGCACGGCAAUUACAGGCGCAGGAGAACAAGACGGCGACGAGUGCUUGCUCAGGAGACACCGCAACUCGCGAAAUUACCGGUAUCAACUGAACUUUUAACCAAUUUGACGAAACCUCAAGAAGAGCAACACAAGGUUGAAACAAACGAAGAGAACGUCAUGACGAAAGAUACCGAAACUGAGUGUACAGAUUCCACUGGACAUAUUCCCAAAAUGACUAUAUUUAGCAUCGACAACAUAUUACGAAAAUCGACCCAAGAGUCACAAAUAUAGUUGCAUUUACCGUUGCAAUAGUUUUGAUGACAUUUGUCGAUCGAUGAUGUUAAUCAAAAGGAUUUUAAAACCAAAAUUAAAUUUUGCGUUCUUAUGUAUUCAGAAUUAUAAAUAAUUUUAUUUAUUGUGAAAUAUUUUAUUGUUGUAGAAUAAAGAUUAUUCUAUGUAUGCAAUAUUAUAAUUAGAAAUUGAAGAAAUAUGUGUUUAACAUAAUUUUUUUCGGGCUGACUAAGAUAUGAAAAGCACACCAAAGAAAUGUUGGA